Molecule: messenger RNA, 2519 nt
Organism: Chara braunii
Lineage: Eukaryota; Viridiplantae; Streptophyta; Charophyceae; Charales; Characeae
Source: the annotation of a GenBank genome assembly
GGGGUCAGGAGGACUUAUAUGAGAGGGGAGUGACUCGUUAUCCAUCUUUGGAGGCCGGGCCUCACAGACAGCGAAAAGAGAGUAAAGGGAUAGAGAAGGUGUGUUGUUUGAAAGUGUGAGAAGCGGCAAGAGGAGUGUUCGUCCAAACGUAAGGAGAGAGCGGACCCCUCUUGAGAGUUUGACACCCCUUCCUCCGGCAUGGCGGUCAUCACAUCUGCCCAAUGGCAGGCCAUGCUGGACGCAGCAAACAAGAGCCAGAAACCGUUCUUUCAAAAGUUGUAUGACGAAGCCGUACAGAAGGAAAAGGAGGCCGAGGCAGCGGCUAGAGCUACAAACAUAGCUGCUCAGGAGGCCCUCCUACAGGUCCCGGAGGCCGAUGCUGACCGGUUCCAGGAGAGGCUAGCUGCUGCCGUCGCAGCCUUGGUUCGACUGCGGAGCUUGGAAGAUCUCGAGGCCCGCGUAACAGCGCUGGAGCAGCUGAACCAAAAGCUGCAGGCUGAGAUAACCAGCCUAAAACAGUCCCAAUUGUCUGUCCCCCGCCCUCCUAACCCUCGGUCUGCUGUAGUCCCGGUCUCUCAAUCAAACACAACCCUCAUAGUAAGAUCAAGUGGAACCAUGGCAAGCGCAGGAACCGGCGCCAGCUCGUCGAGCGGCAGCGCCGGCAGUUCUGCGCUGGUCAUGGUCCCGAGUGCAGGGACUUCAACCCAAAACGCAACAGUCCUUACUGGCGUUCAGUACAACGGUCCCAUGGUGGACAAGCGGGCGGCCACGCUGCCGUCCAAGUACGACAGGAAGGCAGACAUCACCUCUUGGAUUAAUUCCAUGCGGUCGUAUUUCGAGGUCAUGCGGACACCGAAAGAGGACCGAAGUAUGAUCAUGGGGACUAAUACAGAGCCUGCCGUACGAAACCACAUUGAGCUCCAAGCUGUCGCUGCAGGCUAUGAACGCAUAGACCUGACUGAUUGGCUGAAGGUCACCCCUGUCCACGCUCUUGAGGAUCUUCUCCUUGACCGGUACCAAGAUAAACAUGCUGCGGUCAAGGCUAGACUGAAGCUUGAGGCCCUCAAGGGCCAAACUUGGAGGUCAGCCAUGCAGGCUUUGGAACAGCACUUGACUGGUCUGUUCACCACUCCGGAUCUGGGAAUGACUGACGUAUCUUGUAUGAAUGUAGUCAUGGGAGUGGCCCCUAAAGAAUACCUCUCCCUGCUAGCACUCAAGGACCAUGCCACCUGGCGAGAGCUCAUGAAGGACCUAGUCAACCUAGAGGCCAAGGACCUCGCCAGGCGCAAGAAGGCGCCCGCUGCAGGUGGGAAACCACAACGCAAGCGGUUUGGAAGCAGCAACCAGCUUGCACUGCACGAUCAUCGGGGGGCUGAAGAUCAGUCCUAUGCGGAUGAUCUGUCUCUAGAUGACGAUCUAGAGCCGGACUCCGAUACGGGCUAUCCCAACCUCACGUUCGUAGUCACUACGGAUACGAGCCAGUUUGGGAUUGGUGCAGUGCUGCAGGAAGAUGAUGGGGAUGGCAUGCGUCCGCUCGAGUAUUACAGCAAACGCAUGCCCAGCCACAAGGUAUGUCAGAGAACCAAAGUCCAUAGGCAUAAGCCUUAUGGCCUGCUGAGACCCCUCCCCAUUCCUAAUGGACCCGGUGAAUCGAUCUCCAUCGACUUCACGGACAUGGGAAAGGUGAGUGCGGCAGGGAAUUCACAAGUCAUGGUCAUCGUGGAUUGUUUCUCCAAAUUUCUGAUUUUGAUCCAUUUCCCUCCCCAUGCACCAACUGAACUUGUCAUUGAGGAAUUCCAUCAGCAGUACAUUUUGCAGUUUGGCGUCUCGAAAACUAUUGUGAGUGAUCGGGACACCAGAUUCAUCAGCAAAGAUUGGAAGGACUUCACGUCGCAGAUCUAUGACAUUAAACUGAACAAGACUUCUGGUCGACACCCCGAAGCCAAUGGAUUGGCUGAGGAGAUCAACCAGACUGUCAUCCAACUACUUCGCGCAUUGAUUGUUCCAAAUCAGAACACGUGGGACAAGGAGCUGCACAAGGUCAAGGGACUCUAUAACAAUUCCAUUCACUAUGCAACUGGCGUGACACCAAACCAGCUGCAGUAUGGAUGGCCGAUGCGCAAUCCCCUCUCCUAUCUGUUCCCCGAACGGUCACCUGGCCUGAUGCCCGGCAUGCCUGGCUACAAUGCCAAGUACGCAUGCUUGCUCAAAGUUGUUAUUGCAGCCAUGAACAAGCGCCAGCAUGCCAUGAUCAAACAUGCUAACAAGCUGCGCAAAGAAGAGAAAUUAUAAGUAGGGGAUUAUGUUUGGGUUAAAAUGUCUGAGUUUUCUGAUGAAGAGGGCAUAUCACGCAAACUCCUUCCAUUGUACUAUGGCCCCUGGGAGAUUCUGAACGUGAUUGGGGAUGAUUUUGGUCCUUCAUAUGUGAUUGACGUGCCUCCUCAUCUACGCACGUACCCGGUCUUUCAUGCGUCCAAACUGUUUCCACAUAUUGAUGAUGAGACGUUUCCAUUCCGAGA